Eurypyga helias (sunbittern) is the source of this 1761-nucleotide messenger RNA. RefSeq names its product membrane protein, palmitoylated 3 (MAGUK p55 subfamily member 3) (gene MPP3). Gene Ontology annotation, cellular component: cell-cell junction; plasma membrane. NCBI's taxonomy places the organism in Eukaryota, Metazoa, Chordata, Aves, Eurypygiformes, Eurypygidae. Gene Ontology annotation, molecular function: protein binding. Bases 1 to 1761 code for a protein of 586 amino acids. The transcript has 18 exons. The record is from RefSeq and is a predicted model, not a curated record.
AUGCCAGUGCUUUCGGAAGACUCAGGAUUGCAUGAAACUUUGGCCCUUUUGACAUCUCAGCUAAGACCUGACUCAAAUCACAAGGAGGAAAUGGGAUUCCUUAGGGACGUCUUCAGUGAGAAGAGUCUCAGCUACCUGAUGAAGAUUUAUGAAAAGCUCCGUCACUAUGAACGACAGAGCCCGACUCCUGUGCUGCACAGUGCAGUGGGAUUAGCUGAAGAUGUAAUAGAAGAGUUGCAGACUGCACCUGUGAAUAACGAAGAGAAGGAGCUACUACAGCUGUUGUCAACACCACAUCUCCGGGCGAUGCUGGCAGUACACGACACCGUGGCUCAGAAGAACUUCGACCCAGUCCUUCCACCUCUGCCUGAGAACUUUGAUGACGAUUUCGAUGAGGAGUCAGUGAAGAUUGUUCGGCUGGUGAAAAACAAAGAACCCUUGGGAGCUACCAUCAGGAGAGACGAGCAUACAGGAGCUGUGAUUGUAGCAAGGAUCAUGAGAGGUGGCGCAGCUGACCGGAGCGGUCUUGUCCACGUUGGAGAUGAGCUAAGAGAAGUCAAUGGUAUUACUGUGCUUCACAAACGACCGGAAGAAAUAAGUCAGAUUUUGGCUCAGGCUCAGGGGUCAAUAACGUUAAAAAUAAUUCCCGCUGUCAGAGAAGAAGAUCGUCUGAAAGACAGCAAGGUGUUUAUGAGGGCGCUUUUCUGCUAUAAUCCCAAAGAAGACAGAGCCAUCCCCUGCCAGGAGGCUGGGCUGCCCUUCAAGAGGCGACAUGUCCUAGAAGUUGUAAGCCAAGAUGAUCCCACAUGGUGGCAAGCAAAGCGUGUCGGAGACACCAACCUCCGAGCAGGUUUGAUCCCCUCCAAGCAGUUCCAGGAAAGACGGCUGACCUACCGAAGAACAACAGGCACUCUGCAGAAUCCCAGGACUGCGAGGAAGCCGCUGUAUGACCAGUCUUCUGAUAAAGAAGACUGUGACUGUGAAGGCUAUUUCAACGGACAGUACAUAGCUGGCUUACGCAGGAGCUUCAGACUGAGUCGUAAAGAGAAGGAGAACAGUCUGAGCGAAGGAAAGCCGGUGGAGCAGGUGGACACAGUGGAGUUCCUGACGUAUGAAGAAGUCACCAAGUACCAGCAGCAGCCUGGUGAACCGCAGAGGGUGGUGGUUUUGAUUGGUUGUUUGGGGGCCAGAUUAAGUGAGCUGAAGCAGAAGGUGGUGUCCGAGAACCCGCAGGAGUAUGGUGUCGCAGUUCCACAUACGACCAGGUCAAAGAAAAGUCAUGAGAAAGAGGGAGUAGAAUACAAUUUUGUCUCUAAGCAGUCCUUUGAGACAGAUGUGCAGCAAAACAAAUUUGUGGAACACGGAGAAUACAAAGAAAACCUGUAUGGUACAAGUCUUGAGGCAAUCCGGUCCGUGAUGGCCAAAAAGAAGGUGUGUUUGGUGGACGUGGUACCUGAAGCAGUAAAGCACUUGAGGACUCCUGAGUUCAAGCCUUACGUGAUCUUUGUGAAGCCGCUCGUUCCAGAAAAGAAGCAGCACGUCCUGAAGUCUCCCUUGUCAGAAGAAAUCUCAUCCCCUCAGGAUGAAGACCAGCUGGAGAUUAUUAAUUCAGCAGCAUUCAUUGAAGAGCAGUAUGGCCAUUUAAUUGACACCGUACUGGUGAAAGAAGAUCUGCAGAGUGCGUGUCAUCAGCUGAAAACUCUGUUGGAGAAACUAAACAAGGAUUCAUUCUGGGUGCCAGUCAGCUGGGUCCGGUCCUAG